AUGGAAGUGUUGGCUAAGCGAUCAGAUUUGGUGGACACUAGGGUUAAGUUGAGGUCAUAUUAUUGUGACUUCGAGUUCGACUUCGGGCGCGUCUAUUGGAAUCCACGUCUUGGGACCGAACACGAGAGGAUUCAACUCAAACUUCGCAAAGGAGUUGAUGUCUUGUAUGAUGUGUUUGCAGGCGUCGGACCCUUUGCUAUACCCUCUGCUAAACGCCGAAAGUGUCACGUUUUGGCCAAUGAUUUGAAUCCAGAGAGCUAUAAAUGGCUGCAACAUAAUUGUCAGCUCAAUAAAGUGCAACACAUGGUUAGCACUUAUAACAUGGAUGCAAGAGAUUUCAUCGCAACUGUCAUUCGACAACACCUUAUCGACAGAAUCAACACUUUUGACGGCACAGAGAGUACUCGACAAUAUCAUGUUGUUAUGAACUUACCAUCUCUUGCCAUACAAUUCUUGGAUGCAUUCAAAGGUCUCUUGCAUUCAGUUGAGCCCUCGAGCUAUAAAAUCAAUCCAAUCAUUCAUUGCUAUUGCUUUGUAAAAGACGUGACAAAGAAUGCUGAGGAAGUGGUCAAACAUAUGGUUGAAGAGGUAUUAGACCACGAGUUGACCACCAUUUUCGAGAUCAUUAAUGUGCGAACAGUGGCUCCCAAUAAGGAUAUGUUUCGAAUCACUUUCCAAAUGCCUGAACAUCUGAUUUAUACCAAAAUUACUAAUUCUAACAAAAGACUAAAAUGCGAAUAA
Molecule: messenger RNA, 741 nt
Organism: Medioppia subpectinata
Lineage: Eukaryota; Metazoa; Arthropoda; Arachnida; Sarcoptiformes; Oppiidae
Source: the annotation of a GenBank genome assembly